CAUAAAAUGGAUAUAGAAAUGAACGGUCCAGAUUCAACCAUGACAGGAAAAUCGAACGACAUAGAGACGACUGAGGACGAGGAAUGAUGUUCAGGGUCUGAUUCGGUUGUGACAAACAAGCAAAAGAAAUAGUUCAAUUCAAUCAAUCGAUCGAUCGAAUUGGGAUUAGGGUUCCUCAUUCGACAGAGAUGAACUACGGCUACACUACAGAAUUUCCGACGGAUCGGCGUCCCCGGAAAAGGGCUAAAUUGGUUUGGGAUCUUCCUCAGGGUCAAACCCUCCCAAAGGCUCAUUCGGGAUGGUAUUGUGGACAAGAGGUUCCUAAUGUGGCAACAAGCAAUGGAGUGCCACGGGUACAACCUGACCAUGCUGGUCUUUUUGUAAAUGGAUAUGCAGAAAAAGGCUCUCCCCAAUGGCGAGAUGAUGACAAAGAUGGACAUUACAUGUUUGCACUUGGAGACAAUUUAACAUCUCGGUAUAAGAUCCUCAGGAAAAUUGGUGAAGGGACUUUUGGUCAGGUUCUAGAAUGCUGGGAUAGAGAAACGAGGGAGCUGGUUGCCAUAAAAGUUGUGCGUAGUAUUAAGAAAUAUCGUGAAGCAGCAAUGUUAGAAGUUGAUGUGCUCCAAUUGGUUGGGAAGUAUGACAAGAAUGGCAGCCGCUGUGUUCAAAUACGCAACUGGUUUGACUACCGUAACCAUAUUUGCAUUGUAUUUGAGAUGCUUGGACCAAGCUUAUAUGAUUUUCUUCGGAAGAACAAUUAUCGCCCAUUUCCGGUUGAUCUUGUCCGUGAGCUUGGCAGGCAACUGUUGGAAUGUGUAGCAUUCAUGCAUGAUUUGCGCCUCAUCCACACAGACUUGAAGCCUGAAAAUAUACUUUUUAUUUCCUCAGAAUAUGUAGUUCCUGACUACAAGGUUACAUUCCGGUCACCAAAAGAUCCCAUCUCUUUUAAGAGACUGCCAAAGUCAAGUGCUAUUAAGGUUAUCGACUUUGGUAGUACGGCCUAUGAGCACCAAGGUCACAACUAUAUUGUCUCUACUAGGCAUUAUCGGGCACCUGAGGUUAUUCUCGGACUUGGGUGGAGUUCUCCUUGUGACAUAUGGAGUGUUGGAUGCAUUUUGAUGGAGUUGUGCUCGGGAGAAGCUUUGUUUCAGACGCAUGAGAAUUUGGAGCACCUAGCCAUGAUGGAGAGGGUUUUAGGCCCUUUACCACAGCACAUGUUGAAAAGAGCAGACCGGCUUGGAGAGAAGUAUGUCAGAAGGGGUAGACUGAACUGGCCUGAAGGAGCAGUCUCUCGAGAAAGCAUCAAGGCAGUCUUGAAACUGCCUCGUCUUCCUAAUCUGGUGAUGCAGCAUGUGGAUCACUCUGCUGGGGAUCUUCUUGAUCUCUUGCAGGGCCUUCUUCGAUUUGAUCCCUUCUGCAGGCUAAAGGCCCACGAAGCGCUCAGGCAUCCCUUUUUUACCAGGGAGCAUUACCAGAGAUUUUAAUAUAGGGUGCGUUUCCCCUGCCGGGAAUGGAUUGACGUCCAUUACUGCUGAUAUUUGCCUGGUUGUUGUAUAUUUUGCUAUAGUGAAUUGUAAUGUCUUGUAAGGGUUCUGAGUGGUGGUUCUCUUUUCUUGAUAUCAUCAUGUCAAGUGUGGGGGUUUAUUUUCCCCUUUUGAUACCUAGGUUUUGUAGAUAUUUUUUGUGUGGAGGAUCUUUUUCCAUCUCCAAUUUUGUACGAUGGAAGUGUAAUGAGAAGCGUUUUACUUAUGAUACAACUCUUGCUUUGA
This is a messenger RNA of Lotus japonicus, 1769 nucleotides long. RefSeq names its product serine/threonine-protein kinase AFC1-like. Gene Ontology annotation, molecular function: protein kinase activity; ATP binding. Gene Ontology annotation, cellular component: nucleus. Lineage: Eukaryota; Viridiplantae; Streptophyta; Magnoliopsida; Fabales; Fabaceae. The transcript is spliced from 12 exons. Gene Ontology annotation, biological process: protein phosphorylation. Bases 189 to 1484 code for a protein of 431 amino acids. The record is from RefSeq and is a predicted model, not a curated record.